AUGACACAAACACCACUGAACUCACAACCUUAUGAUCAGUUGACUGCAUCAGCAGAUGACAUUUCAGAUAAAAAUAUUACAGAUUUAUUUCAUCGGAUAAUCGAUUCAUUCAAACGAGCACCACAAUCUGAAAAUGUUCCUAUUGAUAUGAAUCAACAGAAAGAAAGAGCUAAUCUAAUUAAUAAUAUUGAGAAAGACGAAACUGGUUUGCAUCGAACGUUAAAAAAUCGACAUUUACAAAUGAUUACUAUUGGUGGUGCGAUUGGUACCGGUCUGUUUAUUAGUUCUGGUACUGCUCUUGCAACUGGUGGACCUGGUGCACUCGUUCUUGAUUUUAUCAUCAUCGGAUUCAUGCUUUUCAACGUAUGCAUGGCACUUGGAGAACUAUGUGUCGUCUUUCCUGUUUCGGGUUCGUUCAUCGCUUAUGGUUCUCGUUUUCUUGAUCCUGCAUGGGGUUUUGCUAUGGGAUGGAACUAUGCUUUGCAUAAAUUAAUUGUUAUACCACUUGAAUUGACAGCUGCUGGAAUCGUCAUUAACUACUGGACAACAUCAAUUAAUAUAGGUGUUUGGAUCACUAUUUUCCUUGUUUUUCUUCUUAUUAUCAAUCUUUUUGGUGUUCGUGGCUAUGGAGAAAUUGAAUUCUACAUGUCCAUCAUCAAAGUCAUCGCUGUUAUUGGUUUCAUCAUUCUUGGUAUUGUUCUAGUAUUCGGAGGUGGUCCAAAUCAUCAAUAUAUAGGAGGCAAGUACUGGAUUCAUCCAGGUCCAUUUGCUAAUGGAUUCAAAGGUGUGUGCUCCGUUUUUGUGACUGCUGCUUUCGCUUUUGGAGGCACAGAAAUGGUCGGAUUGGUAGCUGCAGAAACGGAUAAUCCACUGAAGACGAUUCCUCGAGCAACGAAACAAGUCUUUUGGAGAAUCACAAUUUUCUAUGUUGUCUCGUUGGCAUUGAUUGGUUGUUUAGUGCCUUAUACAUCGCCACGGCUUCUGUCUGGAUCAUCGAGCUACGAUGCAUCCGCAUCUCCUUUUGUGAUUGCUAUUGAAGAUGCAGGUUUCAAAGUGUUACCUUCGAUAUUCAAUGCUGUGAUUCUUUGUGCUGUUCUUUCCGUGGGUAAUUCUAAUGUUUAUGGAGCAUCUCGAACAUUGUGUGCACUUGCUGAAAAUGGUCAAGCACCAAAAGUAUUAGCUUAUAUCGAUCGUAAAGGCCGUCCGUUAUCUGCCGUCGCUCUCUCGAUAAUUAUAGGACUUCUCGCUUAUAUCAACUGUGCAAAUGUUGGUACUCAAUUAUUUCAAUGGCUACUAGCUCUUUCUGGUUUAUCAAGCUUUUUCACUUGGGGUUCUAUAUGCGCAUGUCAUAUUAUGUUCCGAUCAGCAUGGAAAGCACAAGGUCAUACGUUGGAUGAACUCGUUUUUGUGGCACCUCUGGGUAUAGUGGGAAGCUAUUUUGGCCUUCUACUCAAUAUUCUAUGUCUGAUUGCUCAGUUUUAUAUAGCCGUAUCUCCUAUUCAUGGUUCUGUAACUGCUAGAUCAUUCUUCGAAGCCUAUCUUGCUGUUCCAAUUGUAAUUAUUUCUUAUAUUGUAUGGAAAAUAUGGAAGAAAACACCAUUCAUGCGGCCUAGUACGAUCGAUCUUGAAACUGGAAGACGUAUGCUCAAUGUACAACAGUUGAUUGAUGAAGAAAAAGCAGAGCGUAGAUCUUGGCCUAUAUGGAAAAAAAUGUUUUAUGAAUGCUGUUGA
Adineta steineri is the source of this 1731-nucleotide messenger RNA. The record is from the annotation of a GenBank genome assembly. NCBI's taxonomy places the organism in Eukaryota, Metazoa, Rotifera, Eurotatoria, Adinetida, Adinetidae.